AUGGUACUCUCAUGCAUCAUCCUAUGUAUUGCCUUUGCGCUGGGCCAUGUCCUACCGCUGACCGCCGGCUGCGGUCAGCAGCACUUCCAUAAGGGCAGGCGCAUCGCUGAGGAGUCCGACACCUCCGCCUGGAACUAUGACCUCAACGGCGCCGACUGGCCCGGGACCUGCAAGGAGGGCAGGGCACAGUCCCCGAUUGCCAUCCAGCUGACUGCUGCUGCCCCAUUUGCCGGCCCCCCAAUCUCGUUCGAGUUUGGCAAGGCAAAGGGACUCCGCGUAUUCAACAUCAGGACCGCAAUCCAGGUGGAAUGGGACGACCUCGAGGGCAGCCAAACCGUGAUCCCCACGAACGGCAUGUGGGGGUCCGACGCGGAGAACAUCUCCUCCGUUCCCGUCAAACCUUUCCAGUUCCAUUGGCAUUCUACAUGCGAACACAUAGUGGACGGCUUCAUGUGCCCCUUGGAGCUGCACCUGGUCACGAAGGUGGACAACGAGACGGACGCACCGGUGCCAAGGUACUGCCAGAAAAACACCUGCCUGGCUGUGUUCGGCGUCACGUUUGAGUAUAACGCAGACGAUGUCUUCACAGGAACUGUGCCUUUCAUGGAGGGCAUCGUAGAAAGUCUUCCCUCCCAGGAUGACGUAGUCGCACAGGACGCGACAUUCUUGGACACCACCUUUGACCUGAACACGCUCAUACCCUCCAACUCGAGCUAUGCCUGGUACCAGGGAUCACUCACGGCGCCGCCUUGCUGGGAAGGCGUGAGCUGGCAUGUCUUCACCGAUCCCAUGGAGGGUCUGUCGGUGCCACAGCUGGAGGCCCUGCAAUCGGCGUUGGCCUCGCAUCCCGAGGAGCGCGAGCUCACAUGCUCCCCAGAUGAAGACAGUGGAUGUGGAGUGACCGCAGCAGACUGCACCACCACGCACGGCAGCAGGACCAACAACCGUGCCCUGCAACCGACCAAUGGACGCCAAGUGUUCCUGGCCUCGGCGGCGUGA
Messenger RNA from Auxenochlorella protothecoides, 999 nucleotides. Its product is annotated as Carbonic anhydrase 2. The record is from RefSeq and is a predicted model, not a curated record. The transcript is spliced from 4 exons. Gene Ontology annotation, molecular function: zinc ion binding; carbonate dehydratase activity. Lineage: Eukaryota; Viridiplantae; Chlorophyta; Trebouxiophyceae; Chlorellales; Chlorellaceae. Bases 1 to 999 code for a protein of 332 amino acids.